This is a messenger RNA of Melanotaenia boesemani (Boeseman's rainbowfish), 6135 nucleotides long. It is a transcript of the gene slc22a16, whose product is annotated as solute carrier family 22 member 16. NCBI's taxonomy places the organism in Eukaryota, Metazoa, Chordata, Actinopteri, Atheriniformes, Melanotaeniidae. Gene Ontology annotation, biological process: transmembrane transport. Gene Ontology annotation, cellular component: membrane. The record is from RefSeq and is a predicted model, not a curated record. The transcript has 8 exons. Bases 1298 to 3031 code for a protein of 577 amino acids.
AAUACUGCCAAAACCUGUAUCAGUGAUCCUGCUGGAUCCAGACAAAUCAAGGUCCUGUGAGUAAAUACAGCCACCAACUACUGCACAUAUCAAUCAUUAAUCAAAACCUCUAUUAGGAGCAAAUACAGAUCCAAAUACAUGCAGACACUUAAACUUGAAUUAAAAUUUCCCUUCAAGGAUAAAUACCCUAAAUUCAAUCUUAUUUCAAAUGUAAACUUGCAAGAAUUUCAACUUCACACCUCUGCAGGGGUUGUUCUGUACAUUUUAGCUGGAUUUCACUGACACCAAAGGCGUAGGGAAAUACUGAGAGCUAUCACUCUUCUUGCACAAACACACACCACACAUGUCAUUUUGUCAAUUUUAAAUAAAAUAUUUCACACCAUGAUUUGUGGUAUUCAUUUUUAUUUAGGAAAACUGGAAGAUGUCUGAAACGUCAUGUUUUAAAAUCCAAAGGGUUACUUACUAGCCCCUAUAAUGAUAGUAAUUAUAGUAAAAAAUGCCAUUAAAUGUAGCUGUAAUUUAGAUUGACUGAAACUGAGGAUGAAUGAUGGUGAGAAUGUAGCAUUUUGUUGGUUUAGAUCUUAACCAUGACCUUCUAAAGAUUUUGAACUCAGCAGCUCAUUACCACUGCUUAGCUGUAAAUGCCAGGCAUGUUUACAACAGCUGUUUGUUCCAUUGCGUUUGAAAAGGUUUAUCUUGGCAGUGGUACAACUGUAGCAGAAAUGUGGCUCCAUGAUGUCAAGAGGUCCAGUCUUGCACUGGUGAGUGUUGUGUAACUAUGUUUACAAAAAAAAAAAAAAAAAAAGAAAAAAAGAAGCGGGCCAGUUUAUGCAUACGUAAAAUAGGAGCUCUACAGGUUGUGGUUAAAUUACACAAAGCGGCGUAUAUAUUGUGUUUAAAUAAUUUCUGUCUGGUAGAAUUUUUGAAUAUUCCAUCAGAGCCAAAUUUAUUUAGCCUUCUAGAGUCAUUUGAAUGUCCUUUGAUUAAAAAAAAAUAGUCUAAACAUUUCAGAAAAAAAGAAGAAACAAAAACAAGUAACAUGCAUGUUGAUAGUAAACUAACUUUAUUUGUACAUUUCGUUCGAAAAUAUCGUCAUCCAAUUGGAUGUUUACUCCUUUAGUGUAGUUGUUAGUGUGAGAUUAGAGGAUAUGAGCGCGUGAGGUUAAGUUUGCGCGCCCCUCCUACUCGCCUGUCCGGGAAAACCACCGUUCAACAUUUAGAGCUGAGGCGCACUGGUUCGCUGCCCGCCCGGAGAGACGCACCGGGAGCCUCAGCGCUCUAAAACACCGCCGGAAAAAUGACCGUAGAGAGAAUGUUCGACGAGCUCGGACAUUUCAAAAGAUUCCAGGCAUGCCUGUACUUUGCAGCAGUUUUCCAGGCUGUAGCUUGUGGAAUCCACUACCUGGCCUCUGUUUUCCUGGUCGAGACUCCUAAUUUUGUGUGCAGUGUGCCCGGCAACAUCACUGACGUCCUGUAUGGCAACUUAACAGCACCCAGUCUGGAAGAUAUCCUGCCAGUCUUCAAGUCAGGAGGAGGUCCCCUAGUGGUGAGGACAGCUGUAGGCGAGCAAUGGGAGCUCAGCCGGUGCCGCAGCGCCAUGCGCAUCAAUCCUAAAGACUUCACAUACAACUUUAUUGGCAACAAAACUAUAAAAACAUGCGAUGGGAACUUUGUUUAUGACCACUCUGAAGUUCACCAAAACAUUGUAACAGACUGGAAUUUGGUGUGUGACAAAGAGUGGUUAGCCAAGCUGUGCCAGCCCACAUUCAUGUUAGGGGUGCUGAUUGGAGCGCUGGUGUUUGGGGACAUUGCCGACAGAGUGGGCCGUGUCAAGAUCCUGAUGUUCACCAGCCUCUGCCAGUUUGUACUUGGGGUGGCUGUGGCAUUUUCGGGAAACUACUACUUCUUUAUGGUGCUUCGCUUUCUGCUCGCCACGGUGUCCAGUGGCUAUCUGGUGGUGGUGUUUGUAUAUGUGACAGAGUACACCGGCAGCAAGGUACGCACAUGGACCUCCAUGCAUGUGCACGCAGCCUUUGCUGUUGGCAUCAUGGUGGUGGCGCUGACUGGUUACCUUGUUCGAGUAUGGUGGAUCUACCAGAUCAUCCUAUCCACUUGCACCUCACCCUUCCUGAUCUUCUGUUGGAAGUUCCCCGAGACACCCUUCUACUUAAUGGCCAAGGGCCGUUACAGUGACACUCAGAACUUGUUGGAUACAAUAGCACGUUUCAAUGGAAUUGAAUGCAGGCUAAAGGCAGAAGAUCUAAUGGAGCCAGAGAAGACUGAGAAUGGCAGAGCUCUGUUGAAGCAGGAGGAAGACGAGCAGCCAUCACAUCCCCAGAAGAAGCUGUCAAUCCUGGAUCUGUUUGGCAGCUGGAGGAUGGCGGGUCGCACAUGCACAGUUUGGGCCAUCUGGUUCAUCGGCAGCUUGGGUUAUUAUGUCUUCUCUUUAGGUUCUGUCAACCUUGGGGGAAACCAGUAUAUUAACCUCUUUCUUGUUGGUGCAGUGGAGUUCCCGUCUUAUCUGGUUGGCUGUUUUGCAAUGGACCGGAUUGGAAGGAAGAAGACCUGUGCCCCUGCUCUGCUGCUGGCUGGGGUUGCUUGUAUGCUCAUCAUUGUGGUACCAGUUGACAUGGAGGCCCUGGGUGUUGCUCUCAAUAUGAUAGGAAAAUUUGCUGUUGCAAUUGCCUUUGGCCUCAUCUACCUGUACACCUGUGAGCUUUACCCAACAAUAAUCAGGUCUCUGGCAGUAGGUAGUGGCAGUAUGGUGUGCCGUGUUGGCAGUGUGGUGGCUCCUUUCUGUGUAUACCUUGCUGAUGUCUGGAUCUAUCUACCUCAGCUCAUUGUGGGAAUCCUGGCAUUCAUUAUUGGAGUACUGACGCUGAUGUUGCCCGAGACCCUGGGCAAACCUCUAACAACAACCUUGGAGGAGGCUGAAUCUCUCGGCCGUAAUUUCAACAAGAAGACAUCAGCCCCAGGCAAUAAAGACGUUGAGGAUGGGGUGGAGCUCAACCAACAUGAAGUUAAGGCCUGAGCUUUGUGCUGCAGAAAAACCUUGGAAGACAUUUGGAAGAACAGAAUGGACGGGGAGGGAACGAUCAUUGAUCUCUUGGAUUGCUGGGGGGAAAAGGAGCAAGUUAUCAAAACUCUUUAAAUGUCUGUUUAUUUGUUUUUUUUUUUACAUUUUGUUCUGCAAAGUGACCAACAGUUCAGUAUUUAAAAGGUUCUCAGAACUCAUGUGAACUCAUCUGCUUGCAUACAUCAGUCAGUGUGAACUCACACAGUGUCAAGAAUUCAACAAACAUCACAAUCUAUGUGUUUGGUUCUUGUGUGUUUGUCAAACCCUGUGUGCCCAAAACCAGAAAAGAAUAGUUUCAGUUAACGAGUUAUAUCUCCAGAAAGAGAGCCAAAUUCAAAGUUUAUAAGGAAAAUCAAGUUUAAAAGACACCCUACUGAGCUGAUGAGGAUGCACUCAUGUAGUGAUACGGAGCACUGACGGGUGUUUUUCACUCUUCAUGAAGUAGUUGCUCAACUAUUUGCUCAUUUUUGUUCAAUGUGCAAAAACUCCCAUCAUAAACUCAGGUUCAUAUUUAACAUUUUUCUCGUUUACGGUAUGCUUUUAUCUCUAACCACUUUCAAGCUACAGCCUUUUGAAUUCUUGAUAUCAAAAUUUACUCUCGGGCCAAAAGGUUAACACAGUGUUAUGUUAUCAGUUAUCAAGGUCAGUACGGGUCAUUGCUUCGCCUCAGUUAUUUACAUAUUUUAGAUCUCAUACAUGAUGUUUUGACACAAUAGUAUCUUUUGUUAUGACAGAAGUGCCUUUUUUUUUUUUUUUUUUAAGUACCCUUUAAACUUUAAUCUCAGGGCAUGCAUCUCACUGUGAAACCAUCACCCUAUAGAUAGUAAUAAUUUUGAUGUCAGCUUUACACCUUUGGUUCCAUCUUAUUACCUCCACCAAGGUGGAAGUUAUGUUUUUGGCAGCAUUGGUUUGUCUGCCUGAUAGCAGCAUAACUCAAAAAGUUAUGGAUAGAUUUUGAUUCGAUCACCGUCUGGAUCCAGGAAUUUUUUUAAAGGAUUCUUUACUAUUGGGAGAUAGGGAUAAUUUUGCCAUUACAGAUGACACCAUGGUAGAUGUUAAAUACACUAACAGCUAACCCAGAUUGCGGCCAUUAGAGAAAAUGUGAAUUUCUUCAAUAACUUUAAGACUAUUAUAGCCAUUUACUUCAUCUUGGUAUCUAAGGGUAUGUUUCCAGGUUCAAGGAUUCUAAAUAAGAUGUGGCAUCUGUCCUGAUGACGGGGCGGCAUGGCUCGGCCAAGUCGGGUUCAUGUCGAGGUGUCCUUGGGCAAGACACCGAACCCCUAAUUGCUCCUGAUGGGUCGUGGUCGAGCGCCUUGCAUGGCAGCUUCCGCCAUCAGUGUGUGAAUGUGUGUGUGAAUGGGUGAAUGUGAUGUAUAAUGUAAAGCGCUUUGGGUAUCAUCCCAGGUACAGUAAAGCGCUAUAUAAAUACGGACCAUUUACCAUUUACCAUAUAUUAGCUUAAAGUAUAAAUUAGUGUUGGUAUGAGGUUGGUAACAGUUUUUUUCAGGUGAGGGACUCUAUGGUUUGGCGGAGGUCUGUGCUCUCUGAGGGCUUCUAGUUUAAGACGCAAAGAAUGAGUUUACCUUAAAAUCACCUGUGUGUGUUUUGGUGUACAACCAUGAAGCAAGUUUGCCUCCUAGUUUUCCACGUUUAAAUUUGUGUUUGCUAUAAAAAUGUUGGACAUGCUGAGGAAAAGUACAUCAAGUUAUACUGCAUUUCUCUGUGUCAAGAGUCAAGAUGUGAUCUCCAGAUGUCUGGACCAAAUACAGGAAGGAGCACAAUAGUGAGGUGAUGUAAAUAACAGUUUUGCAAUAGGCAGCUGAUCAUUAAAAACAUCUGGUUUACGAGCUGCAGCUCAGGUCGAGCAGUUGGUUCUACAAUCAACAGUAAGCAUUUUUUUUAUGACUUACCUUUUUUGUUAGUUUUUUAAUAGUUAAUUUCAUCAUGGAACAAUAAAUAAGUGCUGACACUGAGACUUGUUCUUACUGCCACAGAAAAUAUUUUGUUUAUAUGUACCUGCUGAAGCAACCACAGUUUUAAAGUGAUACUGACAAGAGAAUAUAAAUCUUUAAAUAAACCUUCUUUGAUAAAUUAUCCAAUUUAAAGCUUUUCCCCUUCUUCCUGUCUUUGUCAAAAUGGAGAAAUGAAGGGCUGAAAUAGUUACUGGAAAAUUCAGGUUUUUUUUUUCUCUUCUGGAACCUGCUCAGUAGUAGCAGUUUCCUACUUUCUGGUGAAGAGGAGGUCCCACUAAAACAACACACAAGCUCACUGUGCACCACCCUUCACAUAAAACCCCUCUGUGUUCUACCUCUGAGUGGAAAGCUGCAGAUGGACGACCUGCUUGUGUGUGUGUGUGUGUGUGUGAGAGAGAGAGAGAGCGAGUUUGUUCAUAUAUGUGCAGGCUUGUAUGGAUGGAAAAAUGAAUGUACUGUGCUUUACUUGAACCUUGCUCUUCCUGCUAAUGUUAACCUCCACCUUCGGUCAUAAUACUGGUGCUCAAAAUAUUGUUUUUCUUAUUACAGAACACUCAAGUGAAAACUGAAACAGGAAUUCCUCUCAAGUUAGUGUGUGUGUGUGUGUGUGUGUACUUUUGUAGGUUUAUCUAUGUUGAUAAAAGCGAUUUUCUAUAUUCUAAAGAAUGUUUGAAAUUCCCAGCUUGGCUCUUAAGUUGAGAUUAUAAUUAAAAGGGUAAAAUACAGCAAUGAAGUGAUCCAGAAAAUUGGCUAGGGUGCUCACAAAUGUUUUUAUGGUAGAACUAGAUUCAGAUGUCAUAAAGACAUAUCUAAAACUUAAGUUCCUUAGGUUUGGUAGAUAUGUUGUGUAUCCCUAUGACUGUUAAGUAUUGCUGCUGAAUGUUCCUGCUCUUUCCUCUCUUGCUUUCUAUUCAUGUCUAUAAUCCUAGAGGGUCUGAUGUUGACUUAAAACAAUGCCCUCACACUAAUUGUAGGGGCUGCUCUCUGUCCUUUUUUAAGUUUUCUUUUUUUAUUUAUUAUUUUGCUGGUAUUCACCAAUGUGUCUGAAAAAAAUAAAUAAAUAAAAAUAAGAACUGAAGUUACGAA